AUGGCAUCACGUCACAUAAAUGCAGACGAUAAUGCCCAAGUGGCCUGGCCAGAACCUGCGUCGCCGGUCGAGGUGAGGGCACCAACCGUCGGGCCUCGCGACCCAGAGAGGCAGGGGACGACCACGUCGAAAAAGUCUAUCGAGAGGAGGAUGAACUGGAAGGAUUUCUUCAAUAUUUCGAUCGCCAUGGGUGGUAGCACGCUCGCUUGGUCGCUCGAGUUGGGCUAUGGCACACCGUUCCUCCGUGGUCUGGGACUACCGGAACAACUUACAAGUCUUGUAUGGCUUGCUGGUCCGAUUUCCGGGUUAAUUGCGCAGCCGUUGAUUGGUGCUAUUUCAGACUCUUCCACGUCCGCUUAUAGAAGGAGAUUCUGGAUCUGGCUCGCUGCAGGCUCUUUGGUUGUGGUCACUAUAGUUCUCGCCUAUGUGGAACCUAUCGCCUCGUUCCUCGUCGACAUGUUCACUCAUAUGGAGGAUUGGAACCCCGGAAGAAGAAAGAAGGUCUCAAACCUCGCCAUUAUCAUCGCAGUUAUUUGUUUCUAUAUUCUUGACUUUGCCCUCAACGCCCUGCAAGCCUCACUUCGCAACCUUCUUUUGGACAUCACGCCUGCAGAGCAACUGGCGACUGGCAAUGCUUGGCACGGACGAAUGACCCAUGCAGGAAACAUUAUUGGCUACACGUUGGGAGCCCAAGACUUGGAUAAAUGGCCCAUUCUGAAGCCUUUCGGAGAUGGUCAUUUCCGCAAAGUCUGCAUCCUAACUGUCGUGAUCAUUUCGGUCACCGUCUCGAUCACUUGUAUCACCUCGAAGGAAACUGCUCGAGAUCGCGACAUUACUAGCGGCAGAGGUCGUUUCCGCGAUACCAUCAACAACAUAACCAAGGCAAUCUAUGAGCUACCAAAGCCUAUUCGCCGCGUUUGCAUCGUCCAACUCUUUGCUUUUAUGGGCUGGUUCCCAUAUCUCUUCUAUGCCACUGUAUGGGUUGGUGAAGUGAUGGCAUACGAAUUGGAUCGAGAGCCGACUGUUGCAGAUGCAACGAGAGCGGGCGAAUUGGCCCUUCUCCUCUCGAGCAUAGUCUCGGUGGUUGUUGGCACCGUCUUACCUUAUAUUGCUCAGCGUGAUCCACGUUUGCUUUCAAAGGGUGAUGGAGAGGACGAAGAAGAGGACGAAGAAAUCUCUCGCAUUCGUGCCAUGGUUAGAUCGUGGAAACAAGAGGCCGCUCGCAUGGGUCGCCCCUUGCAUCUCCCUGCCAUGCCGUUCAUGUUGCGAAAUAUCUGGACUGGAGGACUUCUCCUUUUCGGUAUACUUAUGCUGUCUACCUUCAUCGUGCGCACCGUAUGGCAAGCAACUCUUGUCAUUUCUCUUGUCGGAAUCUCGUGGGCCAUCGCCUGCUGGGUGCCGUUUGCUAUCAUCAUGGAGUACCUCAAAGAGGUCGAUGCGGCUGCUGCUGCCCCGCCAGUUGCCCCUCAAAGCUACGCGACCCGCAGGUCAACGCACACCAGAGUUGCGUCCUCUCCGGCUAUCUGGAGAGGAAUGCAAAACCCUCGUGGAGAUGAUGAGAGGCAGCCUCUUCUUCGCAGACAGUCUCUACGCUUGGACUAUGAAGCUGAGACAGGCGAGGUUCCUACUCCUAUGGCUGGCGGCACUGUACUUGGGAUCCACAACCUGGCCAUUGUCUUCCCACAGUUUAUCAUUGCUUUGGUCGCGACAGCAAUCUUCCGUAUCGUCGACUCUUCCGCUGAUAGCGACCCCAACGAUGUGUACUAUCAUAAGAAUGGCGUGGCCUGGCUUCUCAGAUUUGGUGGGCUCUGCUCCAUUGUGGCUGCCGCCUUUUCGCGCGCUGUGGCACCAACGAGGACGGAAAAGGAGAUGAGGAGACGACUUGCCGAGAUGAAGGAGCAGGAGGCGGAAUAG
Molecule: messenger RNA, 1914 nt
Organism: Serendipita indica DSM 11827
Lineage: Eukaryota; Fungi; Basidiomycota; Agaricomycetes; Sebacinales; Serendipitaceae
Source: the annotation of a GenBank genome assembly